This is a messenger RNA of Xylaria bambusicola, 3194 nucleotides long. RefSeq names its product heterokaryon incompatibility protein-domain-containing protein. The record is from RefSeq and is a predicted model, not a curated record. Bases 53 to 2899 code for a protein of 948 amino acids. Gene Ontology annotation, molecular function: protein binding. The transcript is spliced from 2 exons. Lineage: Eukaryota; Fungi; Ascomycota; Sordariomycetes; Xylariales; Xylariaceae.
GGUUGUAUCAAGAUCGACGCUGCCCGAUUGCGUAGAGAUCAAAUUCAUCGCGAUGUCUCAGCACGAAUCAUUCCGCUCCCCCGGCCCAAAAGAUGUCAUUGGGCUCACUGAAUUCCUCAAAAGCGGUGGCUCACCCGAUACACAAUGGUCAAUGGGUGAGCUCAAAAUUGCGACGGGCUACAUAAAUGCAUGGCCGCAUUGGAAUACGCCACUGCAUCGGAUGAUAGCUACGAAGCAACACGAUGGCAUUACCUUUCUACUUGGCCAUGGCGCGAGCGUUGAUUUCAGGAACUACCUAGGACGGACGCCGCUUCAAGAAGCAGCCCGCCUCCAGUAUUAUGAGGGCGUUGAGUUGCUCCUUGCCCACGGUGCUAACCCUAGCAUGCCAAGCACGGGACAAACCGCUGGUAAUGAAAUAGGGGAUCACGAUGAUCUAACGGGUGUAGAUACGUGUGUCAUGCCUAUCCAUGAAUCGCUCGUGAAUGGCGAUACUCGAAUGAUUCGAAUCCUAGCCCGUGCGGGCGUUGACCUGAAUCAAGUUUCCCAUGGCUGGCGACCCCUGGACCUAGCACUGAUUGAUCGCCAAGUUGACGUGAUUGAUACACUUGUUGAGUUAGGAGCAUGGUUCUCUUCUGCUCCAGAGACAGAAUAUUGCAGUCAAGAGAAACGCAAAGAGGCGGCCCAAGCCCUUUUGCAAUUUGCAUCACAUGGUGACUGGUUUCCACCACAAUCUUGUUACUCCUUGUUCGUUUCCGUGCUUGCAGCCUGUGACAUCAGCCAAUGUAUAGCCAUGGCACACGACAGAAAGAAUGGGAUACGCUCAAAUGAACUGAUACGCGAUUUCUUCACUCGGGUUUCUUCGAUUGCUGAAAGCAUCAAUAUUGAGGCUGCAGAGGAUACCUUUUGUACUCCCUGCUUUCGGUAUCAAACGCACAGCUCUCACCCAUCGUGUAGCUGCUUAGAUGAGGGCGCCAGUGCAUCAUCGACAGACUGCUUUAAGCAUCAUAAUAGCUUGGAGAACCUUGUGUCGUCUGCCAAAUCAGGCUGUCGUCUCUGCCGCUUACUUCUGCAAUCAUUAAAUUUCGUCAAAAACCACCGCUCUUCUGUCACCCUUAUGCUAACUAAGUACCUCCAACUUCCGACAACCCCAGGCGUCAUUAUACAUUUUCAUCUUCGCAAAAGGAUCAUUAUUACUGUCGGCAACCUUGCAGCUGGGCUUGAACUGAGCUAUCUCAACGAAACGACAAUUAAAGAAUCUCCUUCAAUUGAUGACUACGAAAAUGGAACGUCAUCUUUGAGUUCUUUCCAGGUCGCUAAAACCUGGCUAUAUAACUGCAUCACUAACCAUCAAUCUUGCGGCUCUGCCUCCGGUCCUCUUCCCACUCGUGUUAUUGAUGUCGGCGAUGAUAGUCGGGAUCCGUUUCUUUUGGAGAGUAAAGGAGCUCACGAUAGGUACUGCGCUUUAUCAUAUUGUUGGGGUACCUCUUCAAGUGCGCAUCAGACAACGACAGCCAACCUCACAAGAUAUUAUGAAGCAAUUCCGCCUCAAGGACUACCGCGCACCCUAGUCGACGCCAUCCAUGCUACCCGCUCUCUUGGGUUUCGGUACAUUUGGAUUGACGCUCUAUGUAUCAUCCAAGAUGACGACGAGGAUUGGGCGCGUGAGGCAGUCCGCAUGACUCAAGUCUAUGCUAAUGCCACUUUAACAAUCACGACUACUGUCGGCAAAAGCUCCGAUGACGGACUAUUUCGUGCACACCCAGACGGUUUCUUUAACCCCCAACAGCUUCACAUACGACUUCCCAGAAGAGACCGAUCGAAGCCGAAGACACCUAUCAGAGACAUAGAUCUUGCAAUCGUCCACUCGAACUACCCUCUUUCUUAUCUUGCGGUCUAUCCUGAUGCCAACUUCGGCUACAUUGGUUAUGCGUACAUUGGAGCACAGAGUACCCCAAUCGAGACACGAGCUUGGACACUGCAAGAGCAGAUUCUCAGUAAGCGGCUCUUAUACUAUGGACACGGCGCGAUCCUCUGGGAAUGUCUAGAGACCAGUGCCUCUGAGCAUGACCCCGAUGGAAUCCGAAACGGGUUUCAAUUCCCUGACAGAUUCAAGAUCAAGCAAUAUUUUCAUAGCCACAUGAUCUCCAAUUCAGAGAAUACCAAGGCCUUGACAGACAGCGCACUACCUGGUUCCAGUGCUUCUGCCUCGAAGAUAGCCUUCGCUACGUAUUGUCGGCUACUCGAGACUUACAGCAGUCGCUCAAUUACCAAACCCUCAGAUCGGAUCACUGCCAUCCUCGGCCUCGGACAGAUUAUGCAGAGAAUUUCAGGACAUGAAUUCAUUGGCGGGAUCUGGAAAGGUGAAAACACUCUGGCAAGCCUGCUCUGGCUCAUGGAAAUGCCAUCACCGAAUGCUAGGACGAGUAGUUUCCCAACAUGGAGCUGGGCCUCUGUCAUACCCGAAACCGAAGAGCAUCGUGUUGUGAAUAAUAUCAGUGAAAUAGAAGGAGAGAUUCAAUGGAAAGCCAAAGUAGCCUCUUUUGACGCGAAGUCGGAUCUUGCACAGACGCGUGUCACGGGGAGUAUCACAAUCGAGGGGCCACUUGGGAAGCUCAAGGACGACGAGAGUUAUAAGAAGAGCUUGGAGGGCACUCUACGUAUGACGCCGUAUGUCUUCAUGGAUCUUGCUGAGGAUGUGGGCGCUCUGGAAAAUGAUCUAGACAAUAUCUGGUGUCUUGAUAUGUUAACGCUCAGCGGAAGUGAAGACCUUCCUAGCAAGGCCUCCCUGCUACUGCGGUACGUGGAGACUGCUGACAGCAUGACUUUUCAACGCAUUGGCUUGUAUCAGCAUGUGAUUUCUAGUGAGUGGAAUAAGGUGCAAACUGUUAACCUGUUUUGAAACUACAGUUUGGCUAGAUUAAAUAUUGAUUUAUUACCUCCAUAUCUAUGUGCUACUGCUCUUGGUACACUAUCAUGAAAUGCCUACGUCAGUAGCUAGGCUAGGAUGUCUUGAAUGAUAAUACACAUAUAUAGACGGAUUUACUUAUUAAUAAGAAUCGAUUGGAACCUCCAAGCGAGAACAGUUGGUCAAAUAGAUUGAAAUGAAUUUAUAGAAAGGUGCAGUUAAAACAAGGGCAGAGAACUGGGCUUGGAAUUGAAGCUAUUCAGACAACUGGUCUGACAGACCUGGCCGC